AUAGGCUGUAUGCGAAAUAAACUGAAGAUAUAUUUCUCUCAAGGCAACCGUAAUGCAUGGAUGAGUCAUAUCCACCCCUCGCUCUUUAGUAUUGCUACCGGUGGCCUCGCACUGAACAUUAUGAUGAGGAUAUAACCUUCUUCCAUGGCCAUAUAGAUAGAUCUCUCCACAUAUCGCCUCGAAUCUUCAAACCCAUGCCACGCACAACAUUCGCCUUCAUCUCUGGCCACCUCGAUCCGCCCCCCAUUUAUUUCAGCAACUACUACGUACCUCGCAUCAGUGCUGCGAUCCAAUUGGGACAUGGCUUCGUCCUCGGCCCAUCACGGGGCAUCGACACCAUGGCACUCGAGCACCUCCUCUCCUACGGCGUGCCACCCUCGCACAUCACUGUCUUCCUAAGCUCCAACGAGUCCUCCGAGAAGAGCCGCUAUGUAGGCCGCGGCGUUAAUGCCACAAUCGCGGGGAACGGCCAUACGGAGAGAGAUGAGGCGUGCACUAGAGCUUCGCAUUAUGAUAUCCUGCGGUACUUGACGGCGGAGGAGGCGAAGGCACAUUAUGGGCCGAGCUAUAAACCACGGGUAAGUGGGACACAGAAGAAUGAGAUUCGCAGGGGGACUGGGGUUGGGUUGAAGGUUGUGGGGGAGGUGGUGGCGGAUGGGCAGGAGGUGCCGGUGGUGGAGGUGAAUGAAAUGGCGAAGAAGAGGAGGGCGCCCACUGCUGAGGAAGAUACGGGAGGCGAAGGUGACAAGCUGGAGAGUAAUCAGAUUGAGAAGGUGAACAAGCUGGGACAGUUGGAGAAGGGACUGGAAGAGUUGGGCGAGUGAUCAGUCCUUAUGGUGGAGGUGGUACUAUUUAUGCCUUAUCAUAGCUGGCUGGCCCGCGAAUCAGGAAAUGCUGCGGAUAUGCAAUCACGAUAUUCUCAUGCAGGGGAAAAC
Messenger RNA from Tricharina praecox, 935 nucleotides. RefSeq lists its product as uncharacterized. The coding region runs from base 195 to 824 and encodes 209 amino acids. NCBI's taxonomy places the organism in Eukaryota, Fungi, Ascomycota, Pezizomycetes, Pezizales, Pyronemataceae. The record is from RefSeq and is a predicted model, not a curated record. The transcript has a single exon.